Molecule: messenger RNA, 6504 nt
Organism: Pezoporus occidentalis (night parrot)
Lineage: Eukaryota; Metazoa; Chordata; Aves; Psittaciformes; Psittacidae
Gene: CASKIN1
Product: CASK interacting protein 1
Exons: 21
Coding region: 63-4676 (1537 amino acids)
Molecular function (GO): protein binding
Source: RefSeq, a predicted model, not a curated record
CCGAGCCGCGGAGGAUGCUCGGGCCGUGAGCCCGCAGCCGGCAGCCCCGGCGCGGCGGAGCCAUGGGCAAGGACCAGGAGCUGGUGCAGGCGGUGAAGGCGGAGGACAUCGCGGCCGUGCAGAAGCUGCUGCAGAGGCCCAAGCCGGGCAAAGCCAAGCUCCUCGGAUCCGCAAAGAAAGUCAACGUCAACUUCCAAGACACCGAUGGGUUCUCAGCUCUGCACCAUGCAGCUCUUAAUGGCAACACGGAGCUCAUCUCGCUGCUGCUGGAGGCGCAGGCUGCGGUGGACAUCAAGGACAACAAAGGCAUGCGGCCCCUGCACUACGCGGCUUGGCAAGGCAAGAAGGAGCCCAUGAAGAUGGUGCUGAAAGCAGGCUCCUCCGUGAACAUCCCGUCGGAUGAGGGGCAGAUCCCCCUGCACUUGGCGGCGCAGCACGGGCACUACGACGUGUCAGAGAUGCUCCUGCAGCACCAGUCCAACCCCUGCAUCAUGGACAACUCCGGGAAGACACCUCUGGACCUGGCGUGCGAGUUUGGGCGGGUCGGGGUGGUGCAACUGCUCCUGAACAGCAACAUGUGCGCGGCGCUGCUGGAGCCCAAGCCGGGGGACGCCACCGACCCCAACGGCACCAGCCCCCUGCACCUCGCCGCCAAGAACGGCCACAUCGACAUCAUCCGGCUGCUGCUCCAGGCGGGCAUCGACAUCAACCGGCAGACCAAGGCGGGCACGGCGCUGCAUGAGGCGGCUCUCUGCGGCAAGACCGACGUGGUGCGGCUGCUGCUGGAUAGCGGGAUCAAUGCCCACGUCAGGAACACCUACAACCAAACGGCUCUGGACAUCGUCAACCAGUUCACCACCAGCCAGGCCAGCAAGGAGAUCAAGCAGAUGCUGCGGGACGCUUCCGCCGCUCUGCAGGUCCGGGCCAUCAAGGAUUAUUGCAACAACUACGACCUGACCAGCCUCAACGUGAAAGCCGGGGACGUGAUCACGGUGCUGGAGCAGCACGCGGACGGGCGAUGGAAGGGCUGCAUCCACGACAACCGCACCGGCAACGACCGCGUCGGAUACUUCCCCUCCAGCCUCGUCGAGGCCAUAAGCAAGAGAACAGGUUCAUGGGAGACUGUAACAAUCCCCCAACAGUACCAAAAGAUCCCGCUCCCGGCUUACGGGGCUGCUGUGCUAAACGGUGACGCCUCGUCCCAUCCGUUCCAUUCCCUGCCUCCACCUCCACCUCCACCACCACAUUCCCAUCAGACUCUUUUCAGUUCCUUUGGCUAUCACAGGCUCUCCCCUAGCAGUGCCGACGAGCCGCCUUACGGACAAGGGUCCCGCGGGGCCGACAUGAGCCCAUCGCACCUCUCGCCGUCGCAGGGCGGAUCGGCUGCACCGGCUCCCACCGAGGAGAUCUGGGUGCUGCGGAAACCCUUCACAGGUGGGGACCGCAGCAGCCUGGGCAGCACGGGCAGCGUGGCCUCGGCGCGCAGCUCAGGCAGCGGGCAGAGCGCGGGCAGCGGGGCGCAUGCCCUGCACGCCGGCUCGGAAGGUGUCAAGCUGCUGGCAACCGUCCUUUCCCAGAAGGCUUCUGCGCAAGAGUGUGCCGUGGGCGAUGGGCCGGCCAAGGCGCAGGACAUCCCCGCAGGUGCCUCGAGGUCGCAGAGCGUGGCCAGCUCCCCAUACACCCCCCAGCCCCCCGCCGAGCCCCAGCUGAAGAAAAUGGAGCCACCAUCAGAGGGGAAGAGCUCGGAGGCCGUGUACCAGUGGCUCUGCAAGUUCCAGCUGCAGCUCUAUGCACCCAACUUCAUCAACGCCGGUUACGACAUCACCACCAUCAGCCGCAUGACGCCCGAGGACCUCACGGCCAUCGGUGUCACCAAGCCGGGGCACAGGAAGAAGAUUGCGUCUGAGAUCAACAACCUCAGCAUCCCCGAGUGGCUGCCGGAGUACAAACCGGCCAACCUGGCGCUGUGGCUCUCCAUGAUCGGCCUGUCCCAGUACUACAAGGUGCUGGUGGAGAACGGCUACGAGAACAUCGACUUCAUCACCGACAUCACCUGGGAGGACCUGCAGGAGAUCGGCAUCACCAAGCUGGGCCACCAGAAGAAGCUGAUGCUGGCGGUGAAGAAGCUGGCGGAGCUGCAGCGCGCCGAGAUGGGCAAGUACGAGCCGGGCACGUUGAAGAGGAAGGCGGGCGCCGCGGCGUGCCCGGAGGUGCUGGCCAUCGAGUCCCCCCCACCGGAGCCUCCCGAGUGCCAGUCACCCAAGAUGACCACGUUCCAGGACAGCGAGCUCAGCAGUGAGCUGCAGGUGGCCAUGACGGCCGAGGGCCCCGAGGAGCCCGCGGAGAAGGCGGCGAACCCGGCGGGCCCGGUGACGGGGCUGGGCGGCCGCGCCAGGGUGAUGAGCAGCUCGCAGGAGCUGCUGGGGGACGGCCCCCGCGGUGCCCCCGCCGCGGCCAUCUCCAAGAGCCAGGAGUACCUGGCCGAUGGGGCUGGCGAGGGCCAACCCGUGCCGCACAAGGAGGGGCGGCCGCCACGCCACGGCCACCCGGUGAAGCGCGCCAGCGUGCCGCCCGUGCCCGGCAAGCCCCGGCAGCCCUUCCCUGCCGCCAGCGGGCAGCUGACACCGCCGCAGACCCCCGGCAAGCCGCGUCCCCCGUCCCCGCAGGGCCCAUCGGUGCCGCACGCCACCGCUAAGGUGAAGCCGACCCCGCAGCUCCUGCCACCGGGGGAGCGCCCCGCGUCGCCGCGCUCGCUGCCGCAAUCGCCCACGCACCGCGGCUUCGCCUAUGUCCUGCCGCAGCCCGCCGAGGGCGAGGGCAGCCCCGCGGCCGUGCCCGUGCUGCCGGUGUCGGUGCCGGUGCUGUGCCUGCCGCCCGCGGGCGAGGGCGAGGAGGAGCCGGGCCGGCCGAAGAAGCGGGCGCACAGCCUGAACCGCUACGCGGCCUCCGACAGCGAGCAGGAGCGGGACGAGCUGCUGGUGCCCGACGCGGGGCCCUACGCCACGGUGCAGCGGCGCGUGGGGCGCAGCCACUCGGUGCGGGCCCCCGCUGGCGGCGACAAGAACGUCAACCGCAGCCAGUCCUUCGCCGUCCGGCCCAAGAAGAAGGGGCCGCCGCCGCCACCGCCGAAGCGCUCCAGCUCCGCCAUCUCCAGUGCCGGCAUGGCCGAGGACUUCCCCAAGGAUGGCGAAGGAGAGGCGGCCACCAGGGCCCCCACCGCCGCCGAUGGGGAGAGCAGCCGCGAGCAGCGUCGGGCCAGCGACCUGGGCGGCAGCGUGGACACGGGCAGCGCGGGCAGCGUGCGCAGCAUCGCGGCCAUGCUGGAGAUGUCCUCCAUCGGUGGUGGUGCGCGGGCGCUGGCGCUGCAGAAGCCACACGGGGCCCCGGUGCCGGCCAAGGCGCCCGAUGGCUACUACCUGCAGCCGGGACCCCCGCCGGGCAGCCCCGACCGCGCGCGCGUGGCCACCGUCCUGGCCACCGUCAAGCACAAGGAGGCCAUCGGGCUGGAUGGGGAGGUGGUGAACCGGCGCCGGACCAUCAGCGGCCCCGUCACCGGGCUGGUGGCAGCCGCCCGCCGCGAGCGCGCCGACAGCGUGCGGUCAGAGACGGGCACCGACGGUGCCGGCGAGCGGCUGCGGGUGGAGCGCGGCGGCUCCCCCGACGGCAUCCCCUUCGCCGAGGAGGGCACCCUCACCAUCAAGCAGCGGCCGCGGCCGCUGGGGCCAGCGCGGGGCGAGGCGGGCGAGGGGCUGUCCCCAGCGCACCGCCACGGGGACCUGGCCAAGGUGGAGGCCAGCGCCACGCUCAAGCGCCGGAUCCGGGCCCGGCAGAGCCAGCAGGAUGGAGUCCGCUUUGUGCUCACCGAGUCUGACACCGUCAAGCGCCGGCCCAAGGCCAAGGACAAGGAGCCGGCGCUGGAACCGGCCUCGCUCGCCGUCUACCAGAACGGCACCGGCACCGUGAAGCGGCGGCCGGCCUCGGAGCUGAGCGGGGCUGAGCCUCCCGCCACCCCACCGCCCGCUGCCCGCACCGAUGGCCCCGACUACGCCGCGCCACCCGUCGAGCACAAGAAGCCCUUCAAGCCGCCGGUGUCCCCCAAGCCCGUGCUGGCUCAGCUGCCGCAGAAGGUCCCCGGGCCACCCGCACCGGUCCCCAAAAAGGUGCCCAUCCCGAGCCCCGGCAGCCCAGAGGUGAAGCGGGUCCAUGGCACGCCGCCGCCGGUGUCCCCCAAGCCCACGCCGCCCCCCACGGCGCCGAAGCCCCCCAAGCCCCACGCCGCCAUCCAGUCGGUGAGCGCCGGCUCGACGCCGACCCCGUCACCAGCACGGCAGCUGGGUGCCGGCACGGCCAAGCCGUCCAGCACGCCGCCCUCGCUGUGCUCCAGCCCCGCCAAGCCGCUGUCGCCCGGCGCGCAGCCCGUGCCGGUGAAGCCGCCGCGCUCCGCCAUCGCCAGCCCUUCCGUUGACAGCGCCGGCUCCGAGCUGGCGCAGCAGAAGCUGGAGGAGACGAGCGCGUCCCUGGCCGCGGCGCUGCAGGCUGUGGAGGAGAAGAUCAAGCAGGAGGACAGUCAAGCGCCAGACUCUGCCGCGGAGUCGAAGAGCACCGUGAGCAUCCUGGACGACAUCGGCAGCAUGUUCGACGACCUGGCGGACCAGCUGGAUGCCAUGCUGGAGUGAGGGGCGCCAGGGCCCCCCGAACCUCAGGGCUUACGUGGGCACAAGGGCACAACGAUCCACGACCCCCCCCAACCCCGGCCCCGCCGCCCUCCUCCCCGUCCCCUUUGUACAGCCGUCCCCUCCCGGACAUCCCGUCCCUCGGGGUUUGCACAAAGAAGAAGAUACCUCAGGAUUGUGCUCACGGACUCGGCGCGGCUCCGGCAGAGCUUUUUGCAGCAGCAAAAAACCAACCCAACACCAGAAGCAGCAAAGCAGCGCAUCCCGGACGGACACGGUGCCGGUGAGGGGGGGGGGGGGGUCCUCGACAGCCCCGGUGCCGCGGCCCACCGCGAAUGUAGCACAAGCCCUGCCUGGCGCGGCGGCCCCGGCGCCGUGUGCCACCGGCCGAUGGCACCGCGGGUGACGGCUCCGGGUGGGCAAAUGCACUUGGGUUUCUUUUCUCCUCAUUUCUUUUAACUCUUCCUUUGUCAGUGCUCUUCCUUCCCCCUCCGCUGCGGUCGGCGGCGGCGCAGGGGCCGGGGCUGCCGCCCCAUGGAGGGAUGCUGGGGGGCAGCGGGACGUGCCCCUGCCCGGCCCCUCCUCGCAAAGGGGGGGACAGGACAGUGAUAAGCUAUAAAGAAGUAUUAAUUUAUUGGAGGGGAAGGAAAGAAAGAUAUAAAGCAGAUUUCCCUCCCCCUUCACACCCCCUCCCCAGAUAAUAAAAAGAAUAAACUUUAACAAAUAUAUAUUUAAAAGAUUUAAAAGUAUUAGCAAUUAUAUAUAAAGCAGUUUAAAAGAAAUCAAGAGAAAACUGGAUUUUAGCUUGAGAAGAAGAAGAAGAAGAAACAAAACACUAUUAGAUUAUUACUAAGCUGUGUGUCUUGUGGCAAACUCAUUCUCCGAGUAGCACAAUAUUUACCUGUUCUCCGGGUGGAAGGCUCGUGCAAGCGGUUUCGUUCCGUUGGGAUUCAGUGUCGGCGUCUUUCUGUUCUGCUCCACCGUUCCGAACUCAAAGGAUGUGCCUUGUUUUCUGGAGGUUUUUGUUACUCCUUCUCCUGGAGGUGGUUCAUUUCCUUUGGAGCGUCUUCAGGCUUGGGUUGGGUUUCUUUCUAUCCGUUCCUUAUGGCAUCCGUUGGGGUGUGCGUGGGGUGUCUGUGUGCGUGUGAGCGUGCGUGUGCUUCGGGUGUUCAUCCCGGUGUAUAUUCCUGUAUAAACUGGAGUUGGAGUCUGGUUCAGUCGCUUGAGUCCUGAUGAAUGCAUCUCUCUGCUUGUGGGGUCCAAAGUGUUGCUGGUCCUUUCUUUACCAGAGCCUACGCAGUGGUCUCCAUCCCCCUGCCUUCUUCCUCCUCUUCCUCUCUAUCCGCCCCCUUGCCCUCUGCCCUCCCUCCCGUUGUGGUCGCUGAUCCAGAUGUGUUUGGCACAACUUUGGCAUUUCUUUACAAAAGAGGAAAAAAAAAAACCAACCAAAAAAAAAAAGACAAAAAAGACUUUAAAAAUAGCAAAAAAAAAUAAUAAUAAUGAUAAAAAAAAAAUCACUCGCCUGAAAAUAUCUGUUGAAAAAGAAAAAAAAAAUGAUGUAUCUAAACCAGAAAUCCCCAUAAAGUUCUACAUGAUGGAUAUAUACAUAUAUAUAUUUUUUAUGAUUAAGUUAUGGACUCUGUAUCGUAUCCCAUCUGUCGAGCUAUGCAUCUUGGUGCUUCUCCCCGCUCUCCUGUGCUUAGAUUUCACCUCUACUCGUCUUAUUCUUCCUAUUCUGAAUAGUAGGUGGCUCGUGGUGCUGUGAAGAAGUUUGCUCCUAUACCAAGUCUGGCAACAACUAUUUAAAGAAAAAUAAAAGAAACUAAAACCC